UGCAAGACAAGUGCAACAAUAGUGGCUGUUGAACAACAUUCUGUCAUGUGAUGCCUCCGAUAAACUCUUCUUUCGAGGCCCCCCAAAAAAUACAUUGCGCACCAAGAUUUUCAUAUGUAUGAUUGUUUUAACUGGGAUAUAAUAAAUUGAAACAAUCACUAACACUGAAUGACGUUAAUGGAGAAACGACCAUUGUUUUGAUAAAAAAACUAAAAUAGCCUGAGGAGAAAUAAAUUGCUGCCUGUCGGAGCAAGUUCUGGGGAACCUCAUCAAAACGCGUCAGUGAGCUGCGAGUGACGGAGGGGUGAGGAUGUCGCCCGGGACACGGCUACGAUGGCUGCUGGUGCUGGAGGCGGUGGUCGGGUACUGGUGCUACCUCUGGCUGCUCCCUCACCGCCAUGCCACACUCUCACACCAUCCAUACCAAGCCAACGCCACGCAAGCAACGGUGACGCUGGGUAGUAUCCAGUACCUGCUGAAGCCCCCGCCACCCACCCCGGAGGAUCUUAAGUUCGCUGUCAUUGCCUCAAACUACAGCCAGCGGAGGGCGGCUCCUCACCCACCCGCAUCAUCAGUGGCGGUGGAGACGACGAGGUCAACACCCUCCUCUACUGACUCCGUCCACCCGUCCUCCAGCACCACCACUACCACCAUUUAUAACAUCACCAACGUCAAUGUCACCAUCGUCAACAACAAAUCCAGCGUCAGCAAUCAUCUCGCCACCAACAUUAAUCCCACCACUAAAAAUGGCCCCAUUUCCAUCAACGACGUCGUUGACAGCGUCAAUACCAGUACCUCCGCCCGCGCCGUCACCACCAACACCCCCUUCAUUACCACCAACAGUACUGUCACUAGCGUCAGUACCUCCGCCCGCGCCGUCACCACCAACACCCCCACCAUUACCACCAACAGUACCGUCACUAGCGCCAGUACCUCCGCCCGCGCCGUCACCACCAACACCCCCACCAUUACCACCAACAGUACUGUCACUAGCGUCAGUACCUCCGCCCGCGCCGUCACCACCAACACCCCCUUCAUUACCACCAACAGUACUGUCACUAGCGCCAGUACCUCCGCCCGCGCCGUCACCACCAACACCCCCUUCAUUACCACCAACAGUACUGUCACUAGCGCCAGUACCUCCGCCCGCGCCGUCACCACCAACACCCCCUUCAUUACCACCAACAGUACUGUCACUAGCGCCAGUACCUCCGCCCGCGCCGUCACCACCAACACCCCCUUCAUUACCACCAACAGUACUGUCACUAGCGCCAGUACCUCCGCCCGCGUCAGUACCUCCACCAACGCCUCCACCAUCAACAACAAGCUCCUAGUGCAGGAUCUAGUACGGUUGGCCACAAGACCGUCCUACAAGUGCACUAAACUCCUGAAGCAGGGAGGAAGGUCCUGCCACAGGAUCCCAGAUGGAGACAAGAAGAUGUGUUUGGAUGCGUCAGUGGCACCGUCUAGAUCGUCGUGUAUCGUGUACUCGGUAGGCAUUGGCCACGACUUCAGCUUCGACAAAUCCAUGGGGGAAUAUGGAUGUGAAGUGUUUUCCUUUGACGACGACGAUUAUCACACCAUCUACCCAAACAAUAUACUUCGCAGAGUGCACUUCAUCCACAUUCGUGUUGGCGACAAGGUGCUGUACCAGUUUGUGCUGGACAAGGUCAAGAACAGCACCUUCCAGUACCUGUACCGACCUCUGGACAACAUUAUGUACAUCCUGAGGCAUGACUCCGCCAACCUGGAGCUGAUCAAGAUGGAUGUGGAGGGCGACGAAUGGAACAUCUUCAAGAACUCCAUCUUUAAGGUACUGUUGUAAACAGUCUUUCCAUGAUUACAUCUUUACUUUUCAUAUUUCUAAUCUUAUUUAGGUACAUUUUGAUUGGUUUAUAUUUAAGUAACUGCCCACGUUCGCUAUAAUUACUUGUAGUUUGUCUUAGACAAUGUUCUCUACCAGUCUUACUUGAGGAAACGUAAUGCAUUCAUUUGAUUUUUUUAUUAUGCACCCCAUCCCCGUCCCGUGGAGGAAAGGGUUACAGAGGCACAACUAUGGAGUUAAAGAACUGAAGCCCAUAGUUUGUUUAGCUAAGGAAGUGACAAUCUUCUGAAGCUAGUUGCACAAUUGUUAA
Molecule: messenger RNA, 2135 nt
Organism: Procambarus clarkii (red swamp crayfish)
Lineage: Eukaryota; Metazoa; Arthropoda; Malacostraca; Decapoda; Cambaridae
Source: RefSeq, a predicted model, not a curated record